Molecule: messenger RNA, 6284 nt
Organism: Maylandia zebra (zebra mbuna)
Lineage: Eukaryota; Metazoa; Chordata; Actinopteri; Cichliformes; Cichlidae
Gene: runx1t1
Product: RUNX1 partner transcriptional co-repressor 1
Biological process (GO): DNA-templated transcription; negative regulation of DNA-templated transcription
Cellular component (GO): nucleus
Molecular function (GO): transcription corepressor activity
Source: RefSeq, a predicted model, not a curated record
CCCACGCCAACGGAGAAGCAGAACACAAGGAGCCCGAGUCCGAGGGUGUGUGGAUGAUUUUUUUCUCACAUAUAAAAACUGAUUUUUUUUCCGGAAUCGAAACUGACGCUUAAGGGAUUUCGGAGGAAAGUAAGAAGACGGGUUUAAAAAAAGAAGAAGAAGAAGAACUCAGACAGGGUGCCCCUGCGCAGUACAGCAUCCUCCCUCUGCAUCUGUUUCUCAUCUCUCCUCCUUUGCCUCUGCGCUUUUUACAAGAUUCCCGAUUCUCCCACACUGCAUAUCCCCAGUGACUGAUCACUUAUUGCAAGCCGAGAGGUGCCCUUUUUCUUUCUUUUGUCGGAGUUUGAACCACAUUUCUGAGCUGCUGGGAGUAUACCACCAGAGCCCCUGAAAGCUGGCUGGACUGUAGUUUUCGUCUUCCCGAUACAGGCGGAUCAUCGAGGGGACCUUGCGCGGAGUCAAAAGGACUGGAAAUUAUUUAGCCCUCUCACAUCGACGUGCCGCAUGGUGGGAAUUUCUGCCUCUUUUCAGUAUCGCACUGGGAAGCGCUCCAUCAUGCCCGACUCACCUGCGGACGUCAAGACACAGUCCAGGUUGACCCCCCCUACCAUGCCACCCCCACCCAGUACACAAGGAGCACCCCGUAACAGCUCCUACACACCAACUACAUUAACCAACGGCAGUAGCCACUCCCCAACGGCGCUCAACGGCGCUCCAUCUCCCCCAAAUGGUUACAGCAAUGGUCCUAGCUCAUCCUCCUCAUCGUCUCUGGCCAACCAACAGCUGCCUCCAGCCUGUGGUGCCCGACAGCUCAGCAAGCUCAAGCGCUUCCUCACUACUCUACAGCAGUUUGGGAACGACAUCUCACCUGAAAUUGGCGAAAGAGUCCGCACGUUGGUGCUGGGAUUAGUGAAUUCCACUCUGACCAUCGAAGAAUUUCACUCCAAGCUGCAAGAAGCCACCAACUUCCCUCUGCGACCUUUUGUCAUACCCUUUCUGAAGGCCAACCUGCCGCUCCUUCAGAGGGAGCUGCUGCACUGUGCCAGGCUGGCCAAGCAGAACCCGGCUCAGUACCUGGCCCAGCAUGAGCAGCUACUCCUGGACACCAGCACCACCUCCCCAGUAGACUCCUCAGAGCUCUUGCUGGAUGUGAAUGAGAACGGCAAAAGGAGGACACCAGACAGAACCAAAGAGAACGGCUUUGAACGAGACAGCGCUCUGCAUCCGGACGUUCACCCCAGCAAACGGCCCUGCACUAUAAGUCCUGCCCAGCGUUUCAGCCCAUCCAAUGGACUCUCCUACCAACCCAAUGGUCUGCCUCACCCAGGCCCACUCCCUCCACAGCACUACAGGCUAGACGACAUGGCCAUUGCCCAUCACUACCGCGACACCUACAGACACCCGGCGUCUAAUCACCGAGAGAUCCGGGAGAGAGCAAGGCCCAUUGGUAUGCAUGCAGGUACCAGGCAGGAGGAAGUGAUUGACCACAGGCUGACAGACAGAGAAUGGGCUGAGGAGUGGAAGCACCUUGACCAUGUAAGAAAACUGCUCAACUGCAUCAUGGACAUGGUGGAAAAAACAAGGCGCUCACUGACGGUACUGCGGCGGUGCCAGGAGGCUGACCGUGAGGAGCUCAACUACUGGAUCCGACGAUACAGCGAUGCCGAGGAGCAGAAGAAAGGCGCUGUUAGCGGGCAGUCAAGGCAGCAGAGCCCUGCAGCACAAGAAAACACAACUUCAGAAAUUCACCGGGAGCUCCUGCACCGGCCUGUCUCUGGCUACGUCCCUGAAGAGAUCUGGAAAAAAGCUGAAGAGGCUGUGAAUGAGGUGAAGCGGCAGGCCAUGUCAGAGCUGCAGAAAGCCGUGUCAGAGGCCGAGCGCAAGGCUCACGAAAUGAUCAGCAGCGAGCGGGCCAAGAUGGAGCGAACAGUGGCCGAAGCCAAGCGCCAGGCAGCCGAAGAGGCGCUCUCCAUAAUCAACCAGCAGGAGGAUUCCAGCGAGAGCUGCUGGAACUGCGGACGCAAGGCCAGUGAGACAUGUAGCGGCUGCAACACGGCACGCUACUGCGGCUCCUUCUGCCAGCAUAAAGACUGGGAGAAGCAUCACCAUGUGUGCGGUCAGACCCUGCAGGCUCAGCAGCAGCAGCAGGCCAGCCAGCAGCAGGGAGGGGUUCCGGGUUCAGAGACCCCCGCUCCCAUCAGCUCCUCCGCUUGCACCCCAAGCAGCGGGACCGGGAGUCCGGCUGCUACCCCCCCUGCUGCCACCCCUCGCUCAUCCACCCCUAGCACCCCGUCCUCCUCUGCCCUUGAUGGCACACCACGCUAAGAAACUCACACAGAGGUAGGAGGCAAAGGCUUCCCAGGUGUAACAGCCAGCCCACAACCCGACAACUACCGUGGCUGUCUACAUUGCCCUGCAAAGAUGCUUAGAUACUAGAAUGAGACGGCAAUACUUCUAUCUUGCAGCGUAGUCAUAGAAGGAGGAAGUCCAUAAUCAGGUCAUAUUGACUUGCCAUGACUUUAAAGAAACACAAAGAUAUUCUUUGUUUUGAAUGAAUGAAUUUAAAAGUUGACAUUCUUUUACUGUUACACUUGCUAUUCUUGUUGACUGUUUGUCCUUGUACCUGUUGUUGUUAAAGUUGUCGUCAUUGUAGCUUAUCUUAUUUUCCCCUGUAAAUAUGAAGAGACUGAUCAGAGAUAGCCGUGAACUCAAGACAAGUAUAUCUGACCUGCCCUUUUCAAAUGUUUUUAUUUUUCAUCCUGGAGUCAGUGGUUAUUUCCUUCCUGUACACGAGACUAGUCAACCUCAGACAUUUAUCAAACAGCAUAUCACGGGGAAUGUAACUGUCUCAGAGAAAACUUUGGGAUAAGAGAGAUAUUAGAUUUAAAAAUCCUGAAAGACACACAAAAGGAUGAAUAAGCAUGUUUGCUGCCUGGAGAGGGGAGAGGGGAUGGACUGAAUCUCCGGCCCACAGACCGCCACGAAACGGGCAGAUGUGCAGCAGAUUGCCAGCUGUUCAACUGAUGUUAUUUCCCUCUCACUUGUAAUAAUAUCCAGGUCAGUGGUCUGGGAAAUACAAAUCCAUUUCUCUGAUGUAAAAGGAAGAAUUCUUGGAUAAGAUACAAAAACCUUGCACACUUGGAGGACGGACCAAAUACAACUCGAUCGCUCGGUGGGUCACAGACGCUCUCAAACAGGAAGUGAAGUCAUCAACCCACUGGCAAGACUGUCAAAUGACCUCGACAGCAGGCUCGGGAAACAUAGACUCGCCCCAGACAACCUCCCCUCCUAUCUCGACUCUGACAACAUUUUUCAUCUUUCUUCACAUUCUUACUCGUUUUCUGUAGAUGUCAUGGUGUUUAAGACUUCUGUCCUGUGGUGUCACCAAUGGUUAUUUAUUGUAUAUGUGUUGGACAAUUGUGACAAUGCAUAGUACUUCAACCAGUCACAACUCUAAGUCCUUCAUAACUCUUUCUCUCUAGCUGGUGCAAAAAGAGAUAAAAAAAAAAAAAGAAGUGUUAUCUUUUCUUUUUUUUCUUCCCCAAGCUGCUUCUUUUCUAUUCUGUGUAUAAGUGGUAGAUUCCUUGUAGUUCUAUAAGUUUUCCUUCCCUACGUCCUCAAGAAAAGACACAAGCUAUAUCUCAGAGCUGCUACUUGAGUCCGACCCAGAUCUUUUCUGAGAACUAGCAUGUUGCGCGGAAUGCUAACCUAAAUGUUUUGUAAAAGGGACAUACAUAAAUGUAUUUGCACUGUCACAGAGGUUAUCUCGGCAUGCUUCUUUUCAGCAUACUUGUGUUGUCGGUAUAGAGCCAUAACUCAUCAAGUCAUUUUGUAUGUAGUAUUAGCAUCUUCUAUUCUCACUUUCUCUGGAUGGGAGGAGAUGGAAAAACGUAAACCACCAAACCCAUUCCGUUUUUCUUUUUCUCUUUUUUUCAGUUUUGUUUUUUUUUACUCUGCGUGCUAAGAAGAGCAGCCAUUACGUCUUUUUUUUCCGUUGUUGUUGUUUAAAUAGUUACAACAGUGCAUGCACAUUACUGAACGUUUGUUAAAUAUUUGUUAUUUUUUAGAAAAAACUGAAAAAACAACCAAAAAAAUUAUAAUAAUAAUUUUUAAAAAACAAUACAAAAAAAAUAUUCUAACAAACUAACUUUCCAAAUGCAGAGGUGUAGACUCCGAUUGACAGCUUUAACACUGCAAAGCACCAGGUAACACGCAGUAUUAACACAAGAGUUAAACAUAAAAACACCAAAAACAGCCAAAGACUGACACCAAGGACCAAAAUCCUGAUUUAAACGAUUUUUGAAAAGAGGUUUGUCCACUCAGACAUUCAGGCAUUCGUUUCUCCAGCUUUUGUUCAUAUUUCCAUGAACAAAAAGAAAAAGGAUUCAUUUAUCUUUACCGUAUUCUGGAAACCACGAGCACUCGUCUCACAUUGUGGAAUAAGAAGGUGUGAAUUGACCCCGAUGAGCGUGCAGAGCGGAGAUACACUUUAACUGCAGCAAUAAUAGCUAAUGUGACACAAACGCAACUUCUGAAACCAUUUUUGAAGCGAUUCUCGAGAUUUCUUUCCUUUUUUUUUUUUUUACACAUUUUUUCAUUACACAACUGUCAGAUUCAGUGCCCAUUUCAGCUUUAAGCAGUUAAGUUUUUGAUUCGCAGAGGUAAAUGUGAGACUGGGCUUUCACACCAACGCCAUUGUACUGUAUUUAUUUAUUUAUAUCAUUUGGGUUAAUCCAUCGCAAUUUUGUCGAAAACCUUUAGCGUAAAUCAGACAAACCUCUCAAUCGCAGUAAGAGAGCACUUACCCCGACACUCACCCCAAACACCUUGGUGCUACACAGAAGCGCGUUACAAAUUCUGACCUCAAGGAACAAGUGGAGGCCCACAAAGGUUUCGGGGCAGUUUGCUCCCUCUGUACUUCCUCAUCUCUCCCUCCUUGUCUAACUACAACAUACACUUGCAUUCUUGACUUUAAAGGGUUAAACAAUCCAAAAAGGUGUCUGACACCCUACUAGCGAAUUCUCAGAAGCUGUGAAGAAACAGCCAAGCUGUUUUAACACUAGUGUAUUUAAAGGUAUACAACAAAUAAUGUAUGUGUUCAUAAUUUUCAGGGCAAAAUCUGGGUUUAAAAAGAAAAAAAAGAGAAAAAAAAGUUAGGAAACACGAUCAUUCAAUGAUGCUUUGAGAAGCGUUAUUGUUAUUUUAUUUUAUUUUUUUUCCCUCCUCUAUGUGUGUUUUGCUACAAAUUCCUCGGUGGCAAACAAGUCUCACUCUACCUCUUACAGCACGAUAAGAGCAUCAGUCACGGCGCUGAUACUGGUCUAGUCGAAACCAAAUGGGCACAAGAGAACAGGAAAAUAUAAAACCCAAAGUCGAAGCUCAUACAGCUGCAAAACCAUAUCACUACUUGGUAACAAUGCAGACCUCAUAAAUAAAUGAAACCUAAAUAGAAAUGAGAAAAAAAAAACAGAAAAAAAAACUUUUGUUAUGUUCCUUUAUGCCUGUGGCAUUUCUAGAGUACAUCAAGAGUUUGAAUUGUUUGAACAGAUUUGAGAAAAUUGUGCUAAUUUUAAAGAAAAGUGUUGUCGAUUCCCAUCUCGACGGCACAAGCUAAGGUCACAGAUAAGAAAUGUUUCUCUUGCUCUUUUUUCUUCCCUGUUUCCCCACCGCCUUUUCUCCUCUUUUUAUAUUGUUUUUUUCUCUGUUGUUAAGACAUGCAGAAGUGCUUGUCGAUUUGUCAGCUGGGGGAUAUACAAAAGGUCAAUCUUGGAAAAGAAAAAAAAAUUGAGGCUAUGAGUUUAGGCAUGCCUGUUUUUCACAAUGGGGGGAAACGUUAUUUAAAUUUCCUACUUAACAUGAAACAAUAGGGAAAUGGAGGGGCCGACAGCAAACAGCAAGGCCGUAGCAUUAAUUUGGGGGGGAAGGAGUUGAACUUCAGGGGUGGGAGGGUUUUUCCAUUCUCUUGAGAAAAUUUAUUGUGAAAAAAAACAGAGCUCAAAUAAUUUGAAGUUGUUGUGCAAUACUUAAUUAAGACAUGAAAACCACAGGUUAGUGGUAGGCUGACGCUAAGCGGUCUUUCCAUCGCUUACUGUCAGUGUCCUCUAGAGAGCUUUCCAGUCUACUAUGUCAGAACUGUGGUUUCUUGUUGAUUUUAUUUCUUUUUUUUGUUUCUUAAUUUUAAUUCUUUUCUUUUUUUGGGCUGUAAACUAUGGUCUGUCAGUCUGUGAAACUUUGCAGUAUAAUUCUGGUAUUGUUGUUCUUUACGGUGUAAUAAAUAUGUUAAU